UCCAAAAUCCAACUGGCAACUAUGGCUAAAGCGCACUCCGAUAUCCAAUUGAGUAAACAGCUCUCCUGGUUGCUGCGUCAUGGCGCACAGAAGGAGGGACUCACAAUACAGCCAGAUGGAUAUGUGAGCGUUGCGGAGAUUUUACAGCAUCCGCGCUAUGGCGCUCACUACAGCAUAGAAAAGUUGCGGGAAAUCGUGGCUGCCGAUGCGAAGCAGCGUUACAGAAUGCGUUGCAAUCCCCUAACCGGAGCCGAGGAGAUACGCGCCAAUCAGGGCCAUUCGCUGGCAGCUGUGCAGGCUGAGGCAUGCCUGGAGCGCAUAAGCAGCAUUUCCGAGCUAGCCGAGGUGCAUGUGGUGCAUGGCACCUACUAUAAGAACUGGGAACAGAUCAAGACGGAGGGCCUGCGUCGUAUGCAACGGAAUCAUGUGCACUUUGCCGUGCUAAGCGAUCAGAGGGAUGCGAUAGUGAGUGGCUUUCGCGGCGAUUGCCAGGUGCUCAUCCAUUUGAAUGUGGCCAAAGUGCUCGAAGAUCAGCUGCAGCUGUUCCGCUCCAGCAACAAUGUAAUACUCUGCGCCGGCAUCGAUGGCUGCAUAAGUCCGCGGUAUUUCGAGCGCGUCAUUGAUAGACGCACGGGCAAGUCCUUGACAUGAUCCAAACCGAUUUUGGUUGGAUAUAGCAGUGUAUAUCGUAUGUGCUGUGCCUUAGACUUUAGUUUAAAUGUGCCCU
Drosophila novamexicana is the source of this 727-nucleotide messenger RNA. Its product is annotated as tRNA 2'-phosphotransferase 1. The transcript has a single exon. Lineage: Eukaryota; Metazoa; Arthropoda; Insecta; Diptera; Drosophilidae. Gene Ontology annotation, biological process: tRNA splicing, via endonucleolytic cleavage and ligation. Gene Ontology annotation, molecular function: tRNA 2'-phosphotransferase activity. Bases 22 to 651 code for a protein of 209 amino acids. The record is from RefSeq and is a predicted model, not a curated record.